CAUGUGACUCAUAUAGUAUUGGUACCAUACCAUACUGCCCCACCAUCAGGUUGCAACUUUUGGCUAGCUGUCAAAAAAUUAUUGAAAAUUUUUCACAGACCGCGGUCGCCAGGAAUCGUCGUCGUCCAGAUCGCAAAACUCGCCAAUAUACGUAUCGGUCGGUGAAUGCAGAAAGGAGAAUAAAUUAAGUUAUUAAAAUUUAUCAAUAGAAGAAAUCAGUGUCCACGAGGCAAGCCGAAUAGAGCGGAAGUGUAUGGAAAAGAGAGCGACGUCGUAAUCACAAAACGGGGUGAAUAAAGAAGAAAUAAAGUUCUAUGUCGGAUAUCCAAAGUGAGUGAACACAGAGAGCAGCACAGAAAAGAAAUAAGAAGUCCAUCGCCAGCAAAAGCUACAACAAAAAUCAAGGAAAAGUGGAGCAUCAAAGUGGAUCAUUUCUAGAGCGUUGUGUGGAGCAGUGCCAGCAGACGAAACAACCAGCCAGCAGAAGCUAGCCUUCGGAUUUGUCCCGAGCACAGAUUCCACCGCCAGUCGCUUCCUUCUGGAUUCAGCCAGGCGAUCCAGCAAACGACGCCGCCGAAGACGACGCCACAACGCUGUUCAUCUUUUUCAUGAAAUCGGGUCGAUAAUCGUCAAGAUGGAGUGCAAAUUGAUUUCACGAUAUUCGCCACUACUCGUGCUAUUCUUAGCAUCACUAGUAAAUGCACAAACAGGUCAAAAGACGGCGAAAACGUUAGCGAAAUCGAUUCGCUUCGGGAUCGUUACAAAAUCAUCAAGGAAGAACGCAAGUUCAUCAUCAGCAGGGCACUCGAAUCCGAUGCCGGCUCGUACACGUGUAGCGUGCGGGCGCUGAAUGCGUCUAGAACUUUUAAUGUAGUAGCAAAUGUUAUUGUUAAAUUUGAAAGCACAGAAAUAGGAAAAACAAACAUGGUGGAGGGCGAGAAGCUUUCCCUUCACUGCGUUGCGUUCGGAACGAAUCCCAAGAUUACCUGGACAGUCGGCAACGCCACCCUCAGCACGAGUACAGAGCAUAUCGUGCUGGAAGAAGACGACAAGGGCGUCGAGAACGCCCGGUUAACCAUCGAGAGCGUCCUGCUCAGCGACUACACCGACUACACCUGCGAGGCUCGAAACAACGCCACAGACAUCACGGGUAAACCGGCACAAGUCACGAUAACCGUUAGGAUUAGAGGAAAAUAUGCCGCGCUUUACGUUUUCUUGGGUAUUAUUGCCGAAGUUGUUGUAUUAUGUGCGAUUAUUUUAAUAUGCGAAAAACGACGCAACAAGACAGAAAUCGAGGAAAGCGACACCGAUAACAGUCCAGAUCAGGAAAAGCUGAAGAAGUGAUCUUCUCCAACCACAUCCAGCGCCAUCACUUUUGUAAAUAGAGUAUAAACAAUCAAAACGCCAACAUUCGAAACAAACAAGCCGAUCACACUCUCCAGCCAGCGUCGACUUACAUAGGCGAACCAUCAAUAAAGUUCAUCGCUUAUUUGAUGACAUUUCCUCUGCAUAACUUCUCAUGUCCUUGAAACAACUGUCCACUGGCCACAACAUAAAGCUUAAAAAUUAAACACCAUGAAAAUACACUAGUCAUCAAGUGCGAGAUUUUGCGACAAAUAUUCCUUUACUGUUUCAACGGAAUUGAUGAAACUGAGAAGUGGCGCCAGGGUACUUUACAAUGUCUAGAAAAAAAGAUCCGUAUCGCCAAUCAUCGGCGGUUUAUGGAAAAUUUACACAGCCUUUUCAGUGUUUUGAAAUGCCAGAAUAAUCUUUUCUUUUGAUUUAUCCAAUUUUAAUAAGAAAGUUAAAAUCAGAGGAGCACCAAUCGCGAUUCCUCUACGGUAAUAUAUCUUUAAAAUAUCGUUUCUAAAGACCACACUAAUUUAAGCUAUGUUUAAGUUUUACCAGAUGGUGAAAAUUAAUUUUUCUCACUCCAUUUCGUUUACUAUAAGAACAAUAAGUUAAUUCCCUUACCACAAGAUUUAUUCAAUUGUUUCGCCACCAAGUGUUUGCUACCAACCGUAUUGAAAAAUGACUUCUGAUUUGAAAGGUAUUUGGACAACCUGGUAUCAAUCAGGUUUUACGUUGAAAUAAAAUAACUCCGGACCUUGCUCGACGACGCCGAAUUGCUUUAAGUAGUCGAGAAAAAUGUUAUAGUAGUAGAUAACUUAUGAAACUUCUAAAAUAAAACCACUAUGAUCUAUAAAUACUAAAUCUUAGAAGCACUCUAUUUUCAAACAUUGUUACAAAAUGAUCAAUAAAGCUUAAUUUUCUCUA
Molecule: messenger RNA, 2277 nt
Organism: Aedes albopictus (Asian tiger mosquito)
Lineage: Eukaryota; Metazoa; Arthropoda; Insecta; Diptera; Culicidae
Product: platelet-derived growth factor receptor alpha
Biological process (GO): axon guidance; dendrite self-avoidance; homophilic cell-cell adhesion
Cellular component (GO): axon; plasma membrane
Molecular function (GO): cell-cell adhesion mediator activity
Source: RefSeq, a predicted model, not a curated record